AUGCCUUGUUCAUCUCCUCCCUCUCCACCUUGGCUUGGUCUCCACUCAGUCUUUUUCAUUGGACUGCUGCUUCUGGUCCUUCGGGGGCCCUCAGAGGUCAGUUGCCAGAAUGACACAGAGCCAAUCGUGUUGGAGGGAAAGUGUCUGGUGGUGUGCGACUCCACCCCCUCUGCCGAACCAUCGGGUAAUGCCCUGGGAAUGUCGGUGAGGUCAGGAACCGGCCGGGUGGCAUUUUCAGCCAUCCGUAACACCAACCAUGAACCCUCUGAGAUGAGCAACCGCACCAUGACCAUCUACUUUGACCAGAUCCUAGUAAACGUUGGCAGCCAUUUUGAUCCAGCGAGGAGUAUCUUCGUGGCCCCGAGAAAAGGAGUCUACAGUUUCAGCUUUCAUGUUGUUAAAGUUUACAACCGGCAGACAAUACAAGUGAGCUUGGUUCUCAACGGCUGGCCAGUGAUUUCAGCCUUCGCAGGUGAUCAGGACGUGACCAGGGAAGCUGCCACCAACGCCGGGCUGGUGAUGAUGGAGAGAGGGGACAAGGCUUACCUCAAACUGGAGCGGGGGAACCUGAUGGGAGGGUGGAAGUAUUCCACUUUCUCCGGGUUUCUGGUGUUCCCCUUGUAGACUAGGUUGACACAGGAGGAAAAUCAUGUUCUUGUCAUUGUCAGGGGUAUAAAAUAA
Messenger RNA from Chelmon rostratus (copperband butterflyfish), 681 nucleotides. RefSeq names its product cerebellin-1. Gene Ontology annotation, cellular component: glutamatergic synapse; synaptic cleft. The record is from RefSeq and is a predicted model, not a curated record. Lineage: Eukaryota; Metazoa; Chordata; Actinopteri; Chaetodontiformes; Chaetodontidae. The coding region runs from base 1 to 624 and encodes 207 amino acids. Gene Ontology annotation, molecular function: protein binding. The transcript is spliced from 3 exons.